Molecule: messenger RNA, 1615 nt
Organism: Orycteropus afer afer
Lineage: Eukaryota; Metazoa; Chordata; Mammalia; Tubulidentata; Orycteropodidae
Gene: RRAGA
Product: Ras related GTP binding A
Biological process (GO): cellular response to amino acid stimulus; regulation of autophagy; positive regulation of TOR signaling
Cellular component (GO): Gtr1-Gtr2 GTPase complex; nucleus; lysosome
Molecular function (GO): GTP binding; GTPase activity
Source: RefSeq, a predicted model, not a curated record
AAGUGGGUGGCAGCGGGGAGGUAGCGACCCACCUCUCCGGAAGGCGAGGGUUUUCUCUCCAGCCGGUGCAGUCUUCGGUUCCAGGUAGUUGGGCUCCGAGAAAGCGCCAACCCCGCCGAGGUCUUCUGCACCCGCACGUGCUUUCGGCUUCCCUGGACUGCACCACCCCGCAUCGGUGCGGACCUAGGCUCAGCCUGCGGAACCUCGCCAUUCUCGGCCCCUCUCUCUGCGGUGCAGUUAGGCCGCGCCCUGAGGCCCAGUCCCUAGCGGCCCCGGCGGGUGAUGCCAAAUACAGCCAUGAAGAAGAAGGUACUGCUGAUGGGGAAGAGCGGGUCGGGCAAGACCAGCAUGAGGUCGAUCAUCUUUGCCAAUUAUAUUGCUCGCGACACCCGGCGCUUGGGUGCCACCAUUGAUGUGGAGCACUCCCACGUCCGAUUUCUGGGGAACCUGGUGCUGAACCUGUGGGACUGUGGUGGUCAGGACACCUUCAUGGAAAACUACUUCACUAGCCAGCGAGACAACAUCUUCCGUAAUGUCGAGGUUUUGAUUUAUGUAUUCGACGUGGAGAGCCGUGAAUUGGAAAAGGACAUGCAUUAUUAUCAGUCAUGUCUGGAGGCCAUCCUCCAGAACUCUCCUGACGCCAAAAUCUUCUGCCUAGUGCACAAAAUGGAUCUGGUUCAGGAGGAUCAGCGUGACCUGAUUUUUAAGGAGAGAGAGGAAGACCUGAGGCGUUUGUCUCGCCCUCUGGAGUGCGCUUGUUUUCGAACAUCCAUCUGGGAUGAGACGCUGUACAAAGCCUGGUCCAGUAUUGUCUAUCAGCUGAUUCCCAACGUUCAGCAGCUGGAGAUGAACUUAAGGAAUUUUGCGCAAAUUAUUGAGGCCGAUGAAGUUCUGCUGUUCGAGAGAGCUACGUUCUUGGUUAUUUCCCAUUACCAGUGCAAAGAGCAGCGUGACGUCCACCGCUUUGAGAAGAUCAGCAACAUCAUUAAGCAGUUCAAGCUGAGCUGCAGUAAAUUGGCCGCCUCUUUCCAGAGCAUGGAGGUCAGGAAUUCUAACUUCGCUGCAUUCAUCGACAUCUUCACAUCAAACACGUAUGUGAUGGUUGUUAUGUCUGAUCCAUCGAUCCCUUCUGCAGCCACUCUAAUCAACAUUCGCAAUGCCAGGAAACACUUUGAGAAGCUGGAGAGAGUGGAUGGUCCCAAGCACAGUCUCCUUAUGCGUUAAAUAUUGUUAAAUGCUGUUGCUGAAGAUGCUAAAUUGCUUUUUUUUUGUUUUGUUCUUGGCACCCUCUCUUUUUAAUACUCAUAAUGUUGUGUGCUUAAAAGUGGGCUUUGAAAUGUGUGCUGCUUACUAGUUCCGUCUCUUUCUUCCCCACUCCCAUUCUUUAAACAUUGGACACUAGUUACUCAGCUGUCCAGUAGAGCUUCAAGAUGACCUUUCUGAAAAGUUGGUAUGGUGUAACACUAAAGUAGGUGGUUUGUGGGUGUGUUCUGAUUACCUGGUCCUAAUAGAUAAGCACAUCAAAGCCUUUACCAAUAUCUGUAUUCCUUAUUAGUUUGCAAAGAUGGAAUGUUACUAUUUUAUCAGCAAGGAAUUAAAAUGCAUUUAUAAAUUC